This is a messenger RNA of Nasonia vitripennis (jewel wasp), 963 nucleotides long. RefSeq names its product extra macrochaetae (gene emc). Gene Ontology annotation, cellular component: cytoplasm; nucleus. Gene Ontology annotation, biological process: cell differentiation; circadian regulation of gene expression; negative regulation of transcription by RNA polymerase II. Gene Ontology annotation, molecular function: protein dimerization activity; transcription regulator activity. NCBI's taxonomy places the organism in Eukaryota, Metazoa, Arthropoda, Insecta, Hymenoptera, Pteromalidae. The coding region runs from base 1 to 279 and encodes 92 amino acids. The record is from RefSeq and is marked provisional. The transcript has a single exon.
AUGGUGGUGAGUCCCGUGGGAGGCCGAGUGCCCGCGACGGCGAGGCGCGUCCUGAUGGCCGGCGGCCGGCGAGACUUGGAGGCCGAGGAAGUCGCGGCUUACCUCGGCAAGCUGAGGGACCUGGUGCCGGACAUGCCGCGCUCGAGGAAGCUCUCCAAGCUUGAGGUCAUCCAGCACGUCAUACGCUACAUCUGCGAGCUCGAGACGACGCUCGAGAAGGACGACGAGCAGCAGCAGCGCCAGGAGAUGGACAUCGACGCCACGGCCGUUCAGCGAUGACCCGGAGGCCCCCGGGACGCUGCUUGUAAAUAAUCUUUCUGUGUGCGCGCGGCUGUACGAGUUUUUUCGCCUGUACAUAUAAGUAUGCUGACGCGGAGAGACGAUUAUCCGAUGUGACUGCGACUGAGUGUGAUCGGCGAGAUCUUUUUUUUACGUGUUAUACAUGUUUUUUUUUAUAUUGUUUUGUAUAUUGGAUAUUAUUAUUAUUAUUAUGAAUAUUUUAUAAAAUUUAUUAUUAUUGUCGCCGCUGUCGAGACUGAGGUAUUAAUGGGAUUUGUUGUUGAUGCACGCGCACACACGUACGGCCCACACGCGAGUUCAUUCAUUGUGAUUUUUGUUGUCAUUGUACUAUCAUCAUUCACCAACUUUCGACAGCUUCUCGGAUGGAAACUCGCUGCUCUAGUAUUAGCGAGUAUUUGCAUCGAAAUAACGACGGCGAUGAAGCACAACUGUAUAUUUGUCAAGACUGAAAGCCUGUAAAUAUUACGAUAUAUAUUAUUGUAUGGAUAUAUAUUAUAUUGGACUACGAUGACACUUUUUUCUUCUGUGAACGUAAUUAAAAGAACGAGUGGAAAAUCUCGACGACUACGAUAGUAAGCGAGAGUAUAAUAGAGUAUGAAGCGAGAGGUGGAGAAAAAGGAAAAUAAACGAACAAGACUCGUUGCGAGUGCUUUGUUAUUAAAA